Molecule: messenger RNA, 2128 nt
Organism: Durusdinium trenchii
Lineage: Eukaryota; Dinophyceae; Suessiales; Symbiodiniaceae
Source: the annotation of a GenBank genome assembly
AGGCAUCUGGGUUCAGGCAAACUUUGGCGUGUCAAGCCCUAGCCAUGGCAAGUAUGGCGAGACGAGUGCUUUUGCUGAGCCUUUGGGUGGCGCAAGCUUCCCACUGGUGGGAGACUGAAGUGAUGUAUCAGAUCUAUCCACGCUCCUUUCAAGACUCGAACGGAGACGGUACGGGCGACUUGAAGGGCAUCAAAUCGAGGCUUCCUUACUUGAAGGACUUGGGCGUCGGCUUUGUCUGGAUCUCCCCUGUGAUGAAGAGCCCCAUGCGGGACUUCGGCUACGACAUCAGCGACUUCCACGACAUUGAUGCCCUUUUCGGCUCGCUCCAGGACUUCAAGGACUUGGUGGCAGCAGCGGAUAAAAUGGGCAUCAAAGUGUUGAUGGACUUCGUGCCGAAUCAUAGCUCCAACGAGUCCAAGUGGUUCUUGGAGUCCAAAUCGUCCAAGACGAACCCCAAGCGGAACUGGUACGUUUGGCAUCCAGGUGUUGAGGUCAAUGGCACUCGCCAACCGCCCAACAACUGGGCAUCCAACUUUGGUGGCGGUGCAGGAUCUGCUUGGACCUGGGAUUCCAGCACCGAGGAGUAUUACUACCAUGCUUUUGGCGAGUUUCAGCCCGACCUGAACUACCGAAAUCCUGAAGUGGUGGAGGCGAUGCAGGAGGUGCUCCGCUUUUGGCUUCGCUUGGGAGCCGGAGGCUUCCGAAUCGACGCAGUGCCCUUCCUGCUGGAGGACAUGCAGCUGCGGGACGAGGCGCUGAAUGAGAGCUGUGCCAAGACUCAGAUGGCCUGGAACUGCAUGGUGCACAACUACACCAACAACAAUCCGCAGAACCAUGAGAUCAUCCAGGGCUGGCGCAAAACGGUGGACGAGUUCGAGGGCCGCGUGAUGUUUGGCGAGAUCUACGCGCCCUUGAAGGACCUCAUGCAGUACUAUGGUACACCCGAGAAGCCCGAGUUCAAUGUGCCCUUCAACUUCGAGGUGCUGGGUGCAGACUUCGGCGAGCCCAAUGACCUCCGGCAAGCGCCCAUCGUGCGCCGGGCCGUGCGCGCAUACGCCGCUGCCCUGCCGGACUGGUGUCAUGGCAACUGGGUCUUGGGGAAUCACGACAACCACCGUUUGAUGCAACGCUUGCAUAACGACACCCGGCUGGCGACCACUGUCUACAACUUCUUUAACCUCUUGCCUGGCACUCCUGUCGUCUACCAAGGGGAUGAGAUUGCCAUGAGGGACGAGUUCAUUCCGUACGCCCUCUGCCGGGACCCCAUGUGCUUGAAGAACCCUGAGACCUUCACCGUCUCGGGGCGCGACCCCGAGCGGACGCCAAUGCAGUGGAGCCCAGGCCCUCAGGCCGGCUUUUCGAGCAAUGCCAGUACCUGGCUUCCGGUGAAUUCGGACUAUGUCACUGUGAACGUGGAGACCGAGAAGGCCCAGAAGACUUCGCCCUGGUCGGUGAUGAGGAGUGUCCUCCAGUGGCGGAAGAACCACUCGGAAUUGGCCACUGGGAAAAUUACCGAAGUUCCAGGAGACUUCCAGGGGCCAGCGUUGCAGAAGGACUUGGUCUUGGUGAAGUUCACCAUGGGCGACAUGGCUGCUGCUACCGUGGGCAACUGGAACUCGGCCUAUAGCUUGGCAAUGGACCUUCCUUCAUUGGUGAAGGCCUCUGGCGGAAGUGUCCAGAUUCUCUUCUCCACCGACCCGGAUCGAACCAAAGAGGUGGCAACGCCCUUCGUCCUGCUUGCCGGGGAAGUGGUGGUGAUCACGUUUAAGGAGGAAAUCCUGGAGACUUGGCCGUUGGGUGAGGUGCGAUUUCCAUCCAAGCCUGAAGCUGUCAGGGCUAAGGCAUGGAGAAGUGAAGAUGUAGUGGAUCUUUAGGCCGCACCGCAUCUGGGCUUUAGGCCAAGCUUCGGUGUCCCAUUCGACUGGCCGAACCGGGGCCCCGUUGGAUGGGCCGAACCGCCACUUCGAGGGAAGUGGCCGAACCCGACAUUUGAAGCUUCGCUUUGGCCUGAUGGAGCUGGGAUGAAGCAGGACAAGUUUUUGGCCUGACAUGGGGCAAGCACGACUCCUAAGAUUAGAUCGCCCCGAAGUCUCAUUUCUUUUUAGGCCAGGCAUCCCAUGCCUUAUCC